AUGAAUAUGAAUGCACACAGUUUGCUUACCGGUACAAGUUUUGAUCAUUUAUCUGUGGAAGUGAUUGGCGAUGAGUGUCCACUGGACGAUUACUUUCUCGAAAAUUUGUUCAAUGAACCUCUUAAUCCUUCCUCCGAUUUUAAUCUAUUUGAAGAUCUAGAUGUUGCAGGCACUUGUGAUCAGAAUGAUCUAUUCGGAUCUAUCGGACAUCCUGGUGAAAUACAUGAAUCCAAUGGAUAUAUUCCAGCUCCAUUUUUUUCAAAUUCACCAUCUGAUAUUGAUCAAGAUUUACUCGUUAAUAACAGUUUACCAGUUUAUCCGAUUGAAAAAAAUAAAAAGGUCAAAACACAAAAAAAAGCUAUAUUACUUUCUUCUUCCGUUGGUGUUGGUCAACCAAAACAAUCAUCGAAUCCAUCUAAUAAAAUUAAACUUGUACACGAUUUAGAAGAAAAAUAUCGACCAAGAUAUAAAAGUGAUUAUUUUGCUAACAAUGGAACAACUCGAAAACCAAGAUAUGUGACUGAUCGUGACGGUAAUCAUUAUAUAUCCCUUCAAGUACCUCAACAUAUGCGAGGUCAGAUUCGAAUUGACUGGGUAACGAUUCCCAAUGAAGAUAAUGAACGAUUCGUUAUGCCAUAUCAAUUUCAAGCCAGUAAUGACCUUGCUGAUGUACCUGAUUGCAAUCCUAUGUACGAAGAAAUUCAUUCGAAUUCUUCAGGUUUAAUGAAAAUUUACUUAGUAUUAAUUAAGGCAAAACAAGAUGCAUUAAAAGUAUUACAACCACUUCAACCAUUUCAUCCAAUACUAGAUGCACUUGGAUUUACUGAUACACAUAUAUAUGAAAAGGCGCCCAAAUUAACACCUAAAAACUUAAUAAAAAAAUAUCAACUUACGAAAUCCCAACUAGCAUUUACAUUAUGCACAUUAAGUAGCGAUCGUAAAACAUAUAAUUCUGAAUGGGACACGACUGUUUUUUCGACAGUUUUGGAAGAGGAAGGGAAUACGGAGAAUUCAGCGACGAAAAUAAUAUCUUGCCCAAAGUGCUCAUGUUCAAUAAAUAUCGAUAUUGAUGAACCAAAAACUCAAGAAACAACAGGAAAUAAACGAAAAAGUAAACAAUUUAUGGGUGAAAAAGUAGCAGCAGAAAAAGAUCCAAAUGCUAAUACCCAAUGGAAUGAUCAAUUACGUCGUUUUGGUAUAAUCGGAGAAAAAGAAGAAAAAGAAGAUAUAAAAACUGAAGAUGAACGUUUAGAAAUCUCUCGAGCUGAACAAUUGGAUAAGAAAACUCUAGAUGAAUUAGAUGAACUUGAAGAUGAAGACGAUGAACGUGUUUUACAAGAAUAUCGACGAAAACGAUUAUUAGAAUUACAAGAAAAAGCAACACGUGCUCGAUUUGGUGAAGUUAUUGAAAUCUCUGCAAUUGAUUAUGUUAAAGAAGUUAAUCAAGCUGGAAGUGAUAUAUGGGUAGUUCUUUAUCUUUAUAAAUCAGGACUUCCAAUAUGUUCAUUAAUUAGUGAUCAUCUUCGUUCAUUAGCUAUUAAAUAUCCACAAACAAAAUUUGUUAAAAGUAUAUCAACUGUUUGUAUACCAAAUUAUCCUGAUAAAAAUUUACCAACAGUAUUUAUCUAUAAUAAUGGUGACCUUAAACAUUCACUUAUUGGUCCAUUUGCAUUCGGUGGUAUGAAAUGUCGUUUUGAACAUUUAGAAUAUAAAUUAUAUGAAUUUGGUGCUAUUGAAACAACAGAAAAAUUAACUAAACCUGACGAUAUGAAAAAUUAUGGAGCGAAUGAUGCAGCUGAUGAUUUUCUCCGAUCAUCAAUUCGUCAAAGUAUGAAAAAUGAUAGUGAUGAUGAUGAUUAG
This is a messenger RNA of Adineta steineri, 1860 nucleotides long. Lineage: Eukaryota; Metazoa; Rotifera; Eurotatoria; Adinetida; Adinetidae. The record is from the annotation of a GenBank genome assembly.